Messenger RNA from Corylus avellana, 805 nucleotides. RefSeq names its product cyclic phosphodiesterase. Gene Ontology annotation, biological process: cyclic nucleotide metabolic process. NCBI's taxonomy places the organism in Eukaryota, Viridiplantae, Streptophyta, Magnoliopsida, Fagales, Betulaceae. Gene Ontology annotation, molecular function: 2',3'-cyclic-nucleotide 3'-phosphodiesterase activity. The record is from RefSeq and is a predicted model, not a curated record.
AUGGCCAACCCAGAGACAGCCAAGGUGGAGGUGGAGGUGGAGAAGCACGCGUAUUCCGUGUGGGCGCUCCCACCGGACGACGUGGCAACCCGGCUGAAGAAGCUGAUGGACAGCCUACGAUCCGAGUUCGGCGGGCCCCACUUCGAGCCCCACAUCACGGUCGUCGGGGCCAUCAGUUUGACGCCGGACGACGCGCUUCGCAGAUUCCGAUCGGCGUGCGACGGCGUCAAGGCCUACGCUGCCUCCGUGGAUCGUGUCGCCUUUUAUCAGUGUGUUUUGCUCCUCGUCCAUCCAACGGCUGAGGUAGUGGAAACUAGGGCACAUUGCAAUGGGCAUUUCGGAUUCAAGACAUCUACUCCUUACAUGCCACAUUUGAGCCUCCUUUAUGGGGAUCUGACAGAAGAGGAGAAGAAGAAAGCUGAAGAAAAAGCUAACAUCUUUGAUGAAAGCAUUAGGAGCCUGAGCUUCCAAGUUACUCGUCUUGCAUUAUACAAAACAGACACUGAAGACAAAACUCUCAAAUCCUGGGAGAAAAUUGCCGAAUGCAACCUUAUCUCAAGUUAGCUUCUUCUUCUUCUUCUUCAUGUUUCAAAAGCUUCAUAAUCAUGCUUUUUGGUUUGUAAUAAUUAAGGAUCAUGGUGUUCCUAUGCUCCUUCUUCAUCCUUUUUGUUUGUAAACUCCUGUUCUGCUUUUUCUUCUGUCAUUGUCUGUAAUUAUGGUGAACUAUGGUAGACUCUUCCCUUGCACUAGGAUUUUGAUUUAUAAGAAAUUUGGGGUCCAAUAAGUUAUCUACAUUUUGAGGAAA